GUUAUAGUAUCUUGAUUCAAGAAGAUAUGCCAGAAAUUUGUCUAGAUUUACAUGAUUGCUAGAGAAGUUAGAUCACAUCUAGAUCUAGAAUCUAGUAAAAAAAAAUGUUUGGUUAUGAAUGUCACUGUGAUAGAUCUAGUUAGAUUUCUAGAUCUAUUGACUAUGUUAUUUUUAGUAUGUAAAAAAAACAACACGCACAUAAAUUUAAUACUUAAAAUGCUGCAACUUUUUAGACUUUAUGAGAUAACUCUGAUAUCAAUAACUUUUUUAGAAAUCCAAUUAUGUGUCAAUAAUGAUGUUAUUUGAUCUAUAUAUAUUAUUAAACCUGAGUCUAUGCACAGUGCCACUCUGUGACCUGUCUUAUCUGCUGCUGUGUGGCGAUUGGAGGCGUAGUGGCUGAGUCGUAAAGUCAAAGUGCUUAGCUUCUGAACCGAGGGGUUCCAGGUUUGAAUCCUUGUGAAGACUGGGAUUUUUUAUUUUUGGAUCUUAAAGGUGCCUCUGAUGGCUCUAAUGGAUACUUGACAUUAGUUGGGAAAAAGUAAAGGCGAUUGGUCCUUGUGCUGACCACAUGACACCUUUGUUAACCAUCCACAGAAACAGAUGACCUUUACAUCAUUUUCCCUAUAGAAGGAUAAGUCUGAAAGGGAACUUAAAUCUGUGGCGACAACCUAGACGUAAAGGACCCAAUCAAGAAAAUGUCUGAUAUCAUCGAAGGUUUUCUUUGUCCCAUUUGUAUGAAAGAUCUUGGCACUGUAACACAGCUUCAGGGUCAUUUUGAAGAAGAGCACUCAUCAGAGGACAAGGCAGUUUUCCAGCAAUUAAAAGGUUUCUUCGACAAAGCCAAAAAAAAGAUUUUAGGAGACAAGGUGGAGGUUGAGCUGAAUCAGCCAGGGGAAGCAACCAAAAGAGAGGAGCUACGAGGGUUAUCCGGAUACGAUCCCUCCUGGUGGGAAGACCAAGAAUUAGGUGCAGUGAGAAGUCAUACUGACAACUUUAAAUCUAUACGAGAUGCCAGAGUAAAUCAUUUUGUUGUGGAGACUAAUAAACUACUGAUUCGUUUAGACAAAUUGUUAAGCCCAGAUGCUCCUACAGAUCCAAAGAAACGAAAAGCCUAUGAAAAAGCUAUUGUGAGAUGGAUUCCCGACAAUGAAGUUCCAGCAUGCCUGAACUGUGCCAAAUCUUUCAGUAUACUCACACGCAGGCAUCACUGUAGGUUGUGUGGAGGGAUAAUGUGUGACAGAUGCUCUGAAUUUAUGGCUUCAUCCUAUGCGCAAAAGUUGGUCAAUCCUGCUCACAGUUUCAAUGGAGAAGGUUUCCUGAAGAGGACCAACAGUAACACUAGUCUUAACUCCCUGGUAGGUAAUGAAGGCGAGUCUAUCAUGAGGGUCUGUAAAACCUGCCGCAAGCUGCUAGAGAGACGUGACAUCAUGACAGAAUUGAGGAAUACUAAGCCGCCAAUUGUAAAGAUUUAUGAUAAAAUGAAGCUUUGCAUUAAGGAGGCGGAGCAAAUCAUCCCAGAUUACAUGCCAAUGGUGGAGUCUCUGAGCCAAGGGGAGACACAGUAUGACUACAGGCAAGCUCAGAUCAUGCGCACAAAGUUGGUGAAACUUUAUGAGGCUGUGGACCAGUUGAGCAAAAAAAUCUUGACCUUUGACCUGAACAGCGAGCAAGGUGUUAAUCCUAAGCAAGUUCACCUUCAGAAGUCCAUUCGAUUGUAUGCCACAAAUUUUAUGCAAGAGAACCUUAUGGGAUUGCAGGCGUUGCCUACCGAAGAGGACUACAACAAACUUCGUCAGAGGAGAACUGCCGAGAUACAAAGAAAAAUUGCAGCAGAGAGACAGGCUGUGAUAGAGGCUCAAGAAAGAGAAAGGUCUGAACGAGAAAGGCAAGAGCAAGAGAGGUUGAUGAAAGAGAAUGCAGUGUCUCCUGAAGAUGGGCCAAAACCUGGUCACAGGAGGGUGUCCUCUGGCGGUGACAUUCAGAAAAAAAAGCUGCUGUCUGGCAAACUUCCAGUGAACAUUGUUGGCACUUCGAAAGGCCAUGCCAGGAACCAGUCUGAUGAGAGUGUAGGUAAGGGCUGGAAGCCCGUUGAGGAUGCAGGACGAGUAAGCAAAGCUAGCGACCCGAUGCUGCAGCAAAUGGAAAUAAUCCGAGGUUAUAUCCGCCAGGCUAAGCAAGCAAACAGGGUGGACGAAGUCGUCAUGCUGGAACAAAACCUGCGUGACUUGCACACCGAGUACCAGCGUCAACAGGAAGUUAAGGGCCAAGCUGGUUAUUAAAAUGCUAAACAUUGAAAAUUUUUCAUUUAAUUGAAGACCUUAGUGUUUAAUUGACCUGUAUUAGACUUAUCUGGAGUGUAAAUUUAACUUUUAGUUAGAAAUAAGUGCUUUAUAAAUCUCACACUCAACUAUUUUAAGGACAGGGAUAGCUGAAUGGUAGAAUACUUGGUGCCAAAUUAAAAUUUCAGCAUUCCUUUUGUAUAACUUUCAUCAAGGCAAGCCUUAGGAUCCAAUCUUGAUCUAAUGAGUGUAACACCAGGAGGAUAAAGCUAAGCCAGUCUGUAAUUUUGCUAGCAGACAGUGUCUCCAUAAACCCCAUAGCAACAAAUCAGAUGUUUAUUUACCAAGCUUGUAUCAUUUCACUCUGUCCAGUCAACACAGCUGUAGUUCUAAUUUUCCCCAAAUUCAGUAUCCUUCAAAAUGUCAAAAAAAAGAAAGAACAAAUAUGAUCCCACUUCCCAUUCUAGGAACAGAUUGAUACUUUGCACAAUUAUUCAUGUUGUCAUGUGAAUGAUGUGAAUCAAUAAAAAAAAAAAGUAACCUAUUAGUCCAUAAGUUUUAAUUUAUUAAUUUUAUAUGGAAAAUUUACUGAGCUAAUGUAAGAUAAAAGUCUUGCAAUAAUGAGACAUAUGGCAGCAAUUGAACAGUGCUCUACUCCCAAGCGCAAACUCUUUGUCAAUAUGUGAGAUAGUUUGCCAAUAUAUGAGAUAGCAAACACGUAAAUUUCACAAGACCAGGAGAGUUGUGUAGUUAGGAUGAUUAAAAAUAAUUGAUGCAAUUUCUCUCAAUAUGAGCAACUUUUCAAAGUAUUUUUACAAUUCAACUGUUAAAAGUGCACUUAGAUUUGUUUCCCCUUGCUUUUCACGUCUGCUCUAACCUUCGUUGUGAAAUGUUGAACUAAGACCACCAUUACACGAAGAGUUGUGAAACUUUUAUCAAGACCACAAUUCCACAGCUAACUAUUUGAAUUUAAGUGUUUGUAUAAAUAAAUAAAUUCUAGCACAAGGGUCUUCAGUUUGUGUGAACAAAUUUUUUUUUUACAUUAUAAUGCUCUCUUGAACAAACGUAUUUAUAAAGUACUUAUAUUCUUCCCUAUGUACGUUAAUUUCCCUUUGGCUGUAAACUUCACAAGUUCAACGAUUUUUAGCGUGUUUGUGAUAUUUGUCCAUCUGAUAAUUGAUUAUUGUUCCCACUGUUCUGUUUUUUUUUUAUGAAAGCAGCCUUAACAAAUGCUCUUUGUGGGAAAAGUGAGGUAGCUUGUUGGUUUGGAAAGUCAAGGACCUAAUUAAAGUGACCACAGCAUAGGUUGAUGUCUAUGUCGUCAGAAUUGUAUGUUGGAUGUAUUUAUGUAAAUACUUUCUAAAUGCUGAUGUCCGUAUGAUUUGUGUAUGCCAUGUACAUGGUUGUAUUUCUGCCUUCCUGUUGUGCAAUAAUUUAUUUAUUUCAUAAAACCUUUAUAAACACCAGAGAUCACAAUGUUUGUAUAUGUAUCUAUAUUUGUUUUUUUAGCUUCUGUUGUUUUAUUUAAAAACCUGAAAUAAUUUAAGGUGGUAUCGUGACCUUAACCUUUUGUCUUGACUAUGGCCUUAACCCUGAUGCACGGCCCACGGUUGCAUUUCUACUUUUAAUGAAAUCAUCAUUAAUGAUGUUCAGUACCGAUAUAGAAGAACAUUUAGUAGUGGUAGUAUUGGUAUGUACUAUUCCAAUAGUUCUGUUGUACUUUACAUCUAGUGAUUUUGUCUGGUUGUACAAUGAUUUAAUUUUGAUUGAUAUUUGUAAAUAUGAAAAUGACUCCAUGUUUGAAAUUGGUGGAUACUGUUUACAGUUCAUGCUGCUUUAAGGUUCUUAGAAUAAAAGCAAACAUUUGACAGGCUGUGACUUAUGACUUCUAAAAGUCAAAUAACAUUGACUUGAAGCAAAUACAUGGUUUAUUGUGUCAGUGAACUAAUUUCCCUUAACCCUUGCCAUGCCAUACAUUGUACAUAUAUAAUUGUGGAAUAAAUAAACCUACCAAGUACUAUAAA
This is a messenger RNA of Biomphalaria glabrata, 4303 nucleotides long. RefSeq names its product rabenosyn-5-like. The transcript is spliced from 10 exons. Gene Ontology annotation, molecular function: metal ion binding. The record is from RefSeq and is a predicted model, not a curated record. Lineage: Eukaryota; Metazoa; Mollusca; Gastropoda; Planorbidae. Bases 696 to 2279 code for a protein of 527 amino acids.